Molecule: messenger RNA, 1776 nt
Organism: Ornithodoros turicata
Lineage: Eukaryota; Metazoa; Arthropoda; Arachnida; Ixodida; Argasidae
Product: prolyl 4-hydroxylase subunit alpha-2-like
Exons: 2
Coding region: 13-1626 (537 amino acids)
Biological process (GO): peptidyl-proline hydroxylation to 4-hydroxy-L-proline
Cellular component (GO): endoplasmic reticulum
Molecular function (GO): procollagen-proline 4-dioxygenase activity; iron ion binding; L-ascorbic acid binding
Source: RefSeq, a predicted model, not a curated record
AGCUUGUGGCUAAUGGCCAUUCUCCAAGGGAAGAAGAAGAGGAGGUUGAACAUUCUACUGACAUUGCUUGCAUCGGGAUAUCUCUGCGUUUUUUUGGACUCGUUCAACAUGAAGUACACUUUUGUAACGCUUUUCCUGUCAUGUUUCUUCGCGGACAGAGGAACAGCUGAACGGUACAGUGCCAUAACGGACCUGGUGCCGCUGCUCGCCACCGAUAAUGCCAUUGCCAUAGUUGUUCGGCGUUACAUCAACGAAGAAUCUGCUCGCAUUGCUCGACUGGAAUCGUACGACGUUGAGCUAGCCAGGCUAGACUGCAACAGUACCGUCGUGACAGACUUUUUGAUCGUCAGCCGACUCUCGUUGGCUUGGGUUCGAACCAUAAACCUGACGACGCAAGAAACUAAAGUGAACGCGGAAGGCUUAUUGAUAGACUCCAGUCUUGCAAUGCCAACAAUUGAAGACCUCGACGGAUCAUCCACAGGACUCUGCAGACUGAUAGAAACGUACAAACUGACUGUUAAACAAAUGACACAUUUAAGAACAGCUGGAGUGCGGGAGCCAACAGCAAGUGAUCUCAUCGAGGUUGCAGAAGGCUGCUACGCUGAAGGCGAUCUGAAGAACGCUGCCUUGUGGUUUCGAGAAGCAUUGCAGGUCUACGACAGGAGCAAGGACCUCAUGGGCCUUGUUAUCCGUCGCCAAGACAUAGUGAAAGACUUAGCGGAAGCAUUACACACAACAGGUGACGUAUACAUGGCGUUGGAAGUUGUGAAGGAACAAUUAAGUGUGACACCGAAUAAUGAAGACCUGCAGAAAAUGCGACACAAGUAUGCAACGGAACGUCAGAAGGUGAAUCACACUGCAGCUAUCAAUGACUCGUUCCACAAUCUAUGCCUUCAAGAUGAUCCACAAGGCUCUACGAAGUUGUACUGCAAGACAACAACGAAUGGUGGACAGGCGUGGCUGCUCCUACAGCCCCUGAAGAUGGAAGUUGUCAGCGUGGAACCCAGGAUUGUCGUCUUUCACGAGUUCCUGAGCCGGGAAGAAUGUCGAACGCUUCGGGAUUUGGCGAGACCAACGUUGACCCGAGCGACUGUUUUUACCCCGACAGGACAUGCAAACUCCAGCGACCGCAUUGGAAAGGUAUCCUGGUUUAGAGAUGACGCAGACACGGUUAUCCAACGGACCAAUCGGCGAAUCUCUUCGGCCACAGGGUUGUCCCUCAUUUCGGCAGAACUCUUCCAAAUCGUCAACUACGGAAUAGGCGGACAUUAUGUGCCUCACUACGACUUCACGAGGGAGCGUGAUAUGGGAUGCCAGUGCCGUGAAGAAGGGGAGCGUCUGGCAACCUUUCUCAUAUACAUCUCUAAGGUCACUGCAGGUGGCGCGACAGUGUUUACCGGGCCACGUGUAGCUGUCAGGCCGCAGGAAGGGAAGGCUGUCUUCUGGUACAAUCUGAUACCAAGUUCAGUGAAUGUAACAGAUAUUGCAGCGUUCGGUGAGGCCCGUAUUGGGGACGUCAGGCUGAAACACGGAGCCUGUCCCGUGCUUGAAGGAUCCAAGUGGAUUGCCACGAAGUGGAUUCGCGAACGCGCUCAAGGACAGGUGUCAUACGACAGCCCGAAGUAGUGGUGCGGUCGUGUACGCGCCUAAUGCCAUGCAGGCUUAUUUUAGAGAGUGACAUUGGUACCUUAUGUAAUGUUAUAGGUGGAUGUAAUGGAUUAACUGCGGCAGACCACUUCUUUUCCCGAUGCAGGAAAUAAACCCAUUGGACUGUGA